Molecule: messenger RNA, 3031 nt
Organism: Pogona vitticeps (central bearded dragon)
Lineage: Eukaryota; Metazoa; Chordata; Lepidosauria; Squamata; Agamidae
Biological process (GO): negative regulation of nodal signaling pathway
Cellular component (GO): cytoplasm
Source: RefSeq, a predicted model, not a curated record
CCACGUGACGCGCUCAGCUCCUAACCUCUUUGUCUGAACGCGGCGCUCGCUCGCUCGCGGGUUCUUUGGCCGAAGUUUGGCGCGGCGGCAAAAGCUCCCCUUUUUUUUCUCUUGGGGGGCCGUGCCAGCUGCCCCCCCUCCCGAUCCCCGCCGUUGGGGGGGGAUCCCCUGCCCCGGAGAGCGUGGAUCCCCGGAGGUCGUGUGAACGCGCCCGGCUGGCUUCCCUGCCCCUCUCGCCCUCCGCAUGCGAAGCCCGGCGGCGGGGCGGCUUCUUCGAUGCGCCCAUGGCUACCCGGAGAGCGGUGCCCCCUUCCCUCUGGUCGGGCCACGAGCGGCUGCGGAUCGGGGAGCGCCUCCAAGCCAGCCUGGCCGGUCUCUUGGAGCUGGACCUGCUGCGGGAAACCCAGCGGGCGAUCGUGGAGCGCGCCUUGGAGGAGGAGGAGGAGGAGGAGACCCGGCGGAAGGAUGAUGAGGAUGAUGAUGAUGAUGAGGGGGAGCCGCCGCAACAGGAAGAGCGUCAAAGCGACCUGGGUGGGAAUGGAUUGCCCCCCGCCCCCUCCAAACUGGACCGAAGUAAAUCCGAGGACCUUCUCGGGACCACCAAGACGGCCCGUGAGUCCUACAGCUCAUCUGACAACGUUGGGACAGAUUUGGGCGCAAUGCGUGGCCAGGCGGGAGAUGAUCCAGACAAGGGGGGCGUCGGACUGCAGAUCAUCAGCGAACAUCUCCCCACUGCUAAGAAAGCUGCACUGAACGGAGGGGAGAGCCAGGAUGCGUUGGAGGCUGAUUCCAGGCCCAGUUCAGGGUUUUACGAGACCAGCGAGAUGAGUUCGCUCUCAGAUUCCUGCGCCUCCGUGCAGAGCGACGGGCCUGGAGGCGGCUCGCACAGCAGCGUCGGGUCCCUCUCCCACCUCCCCGGCCUACGGGAGAACGGCUCGGCCCGCCCGCAUUCCACCGACGAAGCCACCGUCCGGUUCCUGGACCUUCAGCUGCAGCGUCUCAGCUUGGCCAACGCUCCUGGGGCUGCCGGCAGCCGGAGGCCUGUGUCGACAGGUGAUCUGGAGUUCCUGCUGGGCCUUGGAGACCUGUCCCUCCCGUUCUCCAAGAACCCGGGCCUCCAGCUGCUGCGUUACAAGUCCGACCUCGUCUCGCGCAACACCAACGAGAUCUACCACUAUCCGAGCCCGUUGCAUGCCGUGGCCCUCCAGAGCCCGCUUUUCACCAGCAGCCUUUCGCACAGUUCCUCCCAGGAAGAUCUCCAGGAGGCGUCCCCGAGGGUGGCGGAGGCCCCCUCUCCAAAGACGGGGUCCCUUUGCUCCCCGGAGCAGCGCCGAACGCGGCUCGACCACUACGUGACUAAACUAGCGCUCCGCUACAAGUGCCGCUCAGUCACCGGCCGGCCGGAGGGCCGAUACCUAGCGGGAAGCCAGAAAAGCUUGUCCAUGUCAUCCGUCUGCAGUUCUGUGCUCGGCGCCAGCCAGCUCCUGGCCUCGGGCUCCGGGUGGAAGAUCCGUCGGCGGAUCUCCACGUGCUCCCACGUGCGCUCUCUGGAAGGCUCCGAGGGGACCCAAGAUUCUAGGGUCUUGGACUCCCAAGGAGACCUCACGCCCUUCCCGGAGAUCAGCUCCAUCGCGUCUAACGCCACCAACCUCAGCAAGGUGAGCGAGCCUUCGGUGAUGUCGCUCCCGGAGACUCUCCCGCCGUAUCCAGACCGUUCUGCCGUCGGCUACCCGAACAAUCAAGCGAGUGAAUUCGGGAAAGGGGGUCUUGGCUGGGUCAAUGGCUCCCCUAGGACCACGGUCCAGGGGGAGACUUCCCUCGGGAAGGAGGCCUCGUUGCCCCGGGCGACCUCCGACUUCGAAAAGCUGUACAAAGGGAGGCACGCCUCUCAGGAGUUGGUGAAGACGGCCGAGAGGCCCGAGAAGGCGUCCGAGAGGAGCUGGUUGAAUCCCCGGGAGCUGCUGAGGAGACUCAGCCUGCGGCGUCGGUCCUCCUCACGCAUGGGGAGCAGGGCGCGCGCCAGCUCGGAAAUGAACGUCCACGUGGCUGCAGGCUUGGCCUGCCACAGCGACCCCCAAGCCGGUAAAGGCAAAGCAAUCAGGCCGAGAUGGGCUUCGGUCCUCGAGAUUUCCAGCAAGACUCCCGGCCGGCCCCGGCCAAAAGCCGGCCCUUUCCCCCCGCCUCACGUCCUCAACCGCCACCUCACCUUCUCCUCCAACUCCCCGGGGACCUUCUGCUUUGUGGGCGAGAGCCGCCUUGACCUGGCGCCCCACCGGCGGGCCGUCCUGGCAGGUGGCGGUGGCGGCCUCGGCAAGGUGGAAGCCACCAGCGCCAUCAGCCUUAAUGGGGAGUGGAUCCUCCAUCCGUUCGGGGAGAGAUGGCCCCAGGCCUCCGCCACCUUGGACUCCACCGAUCUGCCCGUCCGGAGUUUCAAGCUGCGCCGCAGCCGGUCGUUUAAGGAGCUCAAGAAGGCGAUGACGCGCUCUCUCCGCGGUUCCCGAACCCCCAAGUGACAAAGCUCACGCCCGUCAGGACUGCUAGAAAAAGGCUGGGCAAGUAACCGUUGAGGGGCAACGAUGAGGCCCCUCCUGAACUUCUUUAUAUAUAUAUUUUUCAACUUUAUCCCCGCGGGAGCGUGUGAAAUUAUUUUAUUCCCUUUUGUUAUGUUUCUCCAUUUGCCACCUUCCCGAUCAUCUUGUUUCCUCUCUCUUUUUGGCUCGAAAUAUGAAAUGCUACUAAGGGUUGGGAUUUUUUUCCAGGAUUCUAAGUAUUCCGGAAAUCAUCUAGAAAUCCCUCAAGCAGAUUUCUGGAACUGGGGGAGGAAAAAGAAGAAGGCAAAAUGAGAGAUCCUUUUCUGGUUAGGGUCUACUUCUUUUGCAUGGGCAUCGGCUGAGGAGAAGCAGGGAGUGCCACCCCAGCCCCACUGCCUACUGGGAAUCGCCCUAGUGCGCCAUAGGAGAGUAGCCGUACUACCAGUUAUAAUCUCUAGGGGGAGCCUCUCACUGAACUACUUUCUCCCAUGGUAUAUGAG